Mya arenaria is the source of this 645-nucleotide messenger RNA. RefSeq lists its product as uncharacterized. Gene Ontology annotation, cellular component: nucleus. The transcript has 6 exons. The record is from RefSeq and is a predicted model, not a curated record. The coding region runs from base 1 to 645 and encodes 214 amino acids. NCBI's taxonomy places the organism in Eukaryota, Metazoa, Mollusca, Bivalvia, Myida, Myidae.
AUGUCGCGAGAAAAACAAAGGACGACCUGGGAUGAAAAAGAGCGACUGUGUGCCGUGCGGCUAGUGAUUGAACAGUACGACGUGUUAUACGGAGGAUUUGCCGACGGAAUCACAUUCAAAGAAAAGUCGGCCGCCUGGAAUAAGGUGGCCGAUGACUUGAAUGCAUCAAGCAAUGUAAAGCGGACACCUGCAGAGGUUAAGAAAUUGUUCCAGAAUGUGAAAAGUAGAGCCAAGAAAAAGUAUAACGAAAACAUGGCCACUGGUGGCGGUCCAGUUGGCAAGAUUACACUGGCAGAGGAAAUUGUCCUUGAAUUUCUGAAGGACAAGCCCCAACUCAUAGGGAUCCCAGGCGGGAUAGAAUCUGGAGUGAUAGAGCCUGUGGAAGAUGCUGCCAGUGUUGCAGAUUUGGUUGUGCAACAAGCACCAAUGACAGAGAGUAAGCACAUCAGCACCCAUCAAGAAACAGUGUCAGUUCAUGCCAUUGAACAUCCAAGUGUGUCCCAUGAACACCCAGCUGAACCCAGAGUGAUGCAGACAAGACAAAUACAAAGAAACGUCGUAGGAAGUGCAUGGAUAGGUUUGAGCUCACCGAGGAGCUUCAUGACCAUGAAGUUUGCAGAGCAAGAAAGGAGAUUGAACUUUUAG